AUUGAUCUAUCAAGUAUGAUAAAUAGAUCGGGCGCUCGUAGGUGCUGUUGCUCAAAAAGCUGCUGCUACAAGAAUUGGGUUAGUCACCCCCAAUAUAUAAAUAACAAAGAAAAAAACAAUUAGCAGCGCUGAUAGGUAAUAUAGUAUAAAAUAUAAUAGGAGGAUUGGCACCUACGAGCGCCCGAUCUAUUUAUCAUACUUGAUAGAUCAAUCCUUUUGCUACUACACAUAGUCUCGAUUGGGCAGCAUGGGCUGUUUCUCAAACUUUUCGGACAGACUCAAUAGGCGACAGGGUUAUCUCUCUAAAUGGGAGACCCCUUUUACAAAUAAAGCGGAAAGCCGUGAUGAUUUAAAGGAAGACUUCUUUAAAUUAGAAGACCUUCUAAAAUCAGAAGUAAGACAUUGGUUGGACACGAUCAAUAUGCAGAAAUACAUUGACAGAAAAAUCAUACCGAGGGGUCUUAGGUUGUCUAAACCCUCUAUUUUUCAUGAUAAUGUGGAGUACCAAAAACGAUGGGACUCUACACUUGAUCGGUGUUCAUUAACCCUUAUGGGAAUUGUAAUUGAUUAUAGGACAGAGAAACUAAAAAUAAUAGAAUCAGAGAUUGGAAACUUAAAGGAGAAACUUGAGCCACAUAGUCAAAGCAGCGAAUUUAAAGAGAGAGACAUGGCAGUUACAGAGAGAGUAAAUAAAUUUGAGCAGACAAUUUUAGAGACCAAGUGUAAAAAGUUCCAGAGAGAUGUGGAAGACUAUAGAACAGACAAUGUAAGAACCUUUAAACAAUUUAAAAACUCUAAUUUUAGAGAACCACCUAACAACUAUAAUAAAUCUGUCUCACAAUAUAGACCAGACAGAAGAGGUCGAGUAGAUACUCCAAGAUCCCAACAGAGGAUGAGGAGAUACUACAAUAAAGAUCCCCAAGAAAGAUUUGAACAUAGAUCACCCACUAAGAAAGUAGAUGUAGGAAUUUCUCCCACACCUAAGAAUAGUGAUCUCGGAGCAAGGCCUAAAUCACAUCCUGACAGCUCCCUGACUACUAGCAGUUUUUUAGAGCAGCGAAAGAGAAGAUUACAGGAUCAGGACAGGGAGUGGCAAAAAGAAACAGGGAGAAAAAGAAGAAAUAUCAGUUUCGAGGAAGAAGAGGAGGAAAGAAGGAGGCCAGUAAGAAACUAAAAAGGAGUAAGAAGGCUACACAUAAAAAGUGCAUUUUUAAUUUGUCUACAAAGAAACUGACAGAUAAUGAAAUUCAAGUCCUUAAUAAGGGACUUAAAUUCUCCCCUUCAGCACCUCCUAAUAUGUUUACCCUUUUUGUAGAACUGAACCGCUUUGUUCGGACUUUAUGCAGAAAAAAGUUUUUUGAUAAACAAAAAUUAUUGAAGAAUGCUGAUGAAGCCUUUCCCAUUGUUCUUGAUGGAGAAGAUACUCUAGCUUUAGAGGCCCUUACAGACCUUUUAGAAGAAAAUACUAGUGAUGUCCCCUUAAAAACCCAACCAUUAUUUAAUAUUAAUGGGAGAAAAGAACUGAGGAUAAAAUCUGAAUUCUAUCCAAUUAAAACAAAGGGGUCAAGUAUUGACAGCUUUUAUAAAACGACCCUGGAAGAUUUUAAAAUUUUAUGUUCUAAAACCACCAAUUCGCAGAAAUCAGAUAACCUCAACAAAUGGGAGAGAAAAGCCCUGCAUAGGCUAACGAAAGAUAGCUCAAUUAUAAUCAAGCAAGCUGAUAAGGGGGGGGGACUUGUCUUACAAGAUAGAUCUGACUACAUUAAGGAGGCAAACAGGCAGUUAAAGGAUGUCAAGUUUUAUAAAAUCCUUACAAAGGAUCCUACCUCUGAAUAUCUCUCCGAGCUAUACGGCCUUCUUGAUGGGGCAGCUUGUAACAAUCUGAUCUCCAGGGAAGAAUUUAGAUUUCUAUAUAAUUCACACCCAACAGUCCCCACCUAUUAUCACCUUCCUAAAAUUCACAAGUCACUCAUUGCACCCCCUGGUCGUCCCAUAAUUUCCGGUAUAGGUUCCCUCACAUCUAAUCUUUCUCACUACGUAGAUAUUUUUUUACAGCCACGAGUUUCUAUGCUCAAGUCACAUAUUAAGGACACAACUAACUUUUUGAACUUGAUUAAAGAUGUUAAAUGGAAAGACACUUAUGGUUUCCUCACUCUUGACGUUCAAAGUCUAUACACCAAUAUCCCACACGAUCUAGGUA
This is a messenger RNA of Pseudophryne corroboree (corroboree frog), 2200 nucleotides long. RefSeq lists its product as uncharacterized. The coding region runs from base 248 to 1174 and encodes 308 amino acids. NCBI's taxonomy places the organism in Eukaryota, Metazoa, Chordata, Amphibia, Anura, Myobatrachidae. The transcript is spliced from 2 exons. The record is from RefSeq and is a predicted model, not a curated record.